CCGGCCUAAACAUUCUACUUGGAUAGGUCCAGCGCGUGAAGCUAGCUUUAUCGUAGUUGCACAGCGGGAACUCAUUAUGAAGAUUAUUUUGCUAAAUCAGAAUGAGCAAUCGUUGUCGUCAGUACUGCGAAUUUCACUGAUAGUAAGCCCUUACCUUAAUCCUUUUAGCUUGGUUUGAGAAUUGUAUGUUGUCGUGCCAAGACAAAUCAGCCUUGUUCAUCUCACAAUUUCUGAGUUGCGGUACUUGAUAAAUUUCCUUCCUGCUAGAGAUUCAAAACUGGUCAAGACUUCCGUCCCAGGAUUCCGGAAAGAAUACCCGUUGACUGCUCACCCACUAAACUGCCUUCGCUAAGAAAUGAGUAUCAGGAGGGCAUUGUUGCAUAUUCCAUAAAAAAUUGUGCAGCAAUUUAACUGUUGCAUCACAUGAAAUUGGUAGAUGCUACCUACCUCUCCUUUCAACAACAAACCUAGAGUACUGUUUUAAAGAGCCUUGCUGGAUGAGGAGUUACCCAAGCACCAAUCGACAAACCUCGUCCUGUAUAUACUCUUAGCAAUUCAUACUCUCAUGCACCACAACCAACGAAGCAAGACAGAGUUAGAGAGAGUAACACGUUACAGUCAUUCCUCUGGAGCAAUCUGGUUUCAAGUCUCUGAUCUGAUUGGUAUCUCUCCGUGUCAGAGUUUAUCUGAACUAUAAUAAACCAACAUGGCUUCUCAAGAUCAACUCCAUAUUGUUAUGGUUCCAUGGUUAGCUUUUGGUCAUUUAAAUCCAUUUCUGGAGCUCUCCAAGUCCUUAGCUAACAUGGGUCAUCGCAUAUCUUUCAUCUCCACCCCGCGAAACAUUCAAAGACUCCUUCCAAAUCUCUCAUCCAACCUAUCUUCUUCAAGCCUCAUCAGCUUUGUCUCUUUACCAUUGCCUAAAGACGAUAACUUACACGACCAAGCAGAGGCCACUAUUGACCUCCCUGCCGAAGAAGUACCCUACCUAAAGAGAGCUUACGAUGGCCUAGAAGGUCCUGUAUCUAGUUUCCUUGAAACAUCAAGACCUGAUUGGAUAAUUUACGACUUCGCUCCUUAUUGGUUGCCUGCCAUUGCGUCAAGGCUUGAGAUUCCCUGUUGCUUCUUUACCACAUUCAACGCAUCCGUCAACUGUUUCUUUGGGCCUCCGUCCAGUUUUUGGGAGAGUGGUGAAGAUGAUUCAAGUGGUACAAAGAAGCCAAGGGAUUUAACUGUUCCUCCCAGUUGGAUUCCUUUUCCAUCUAACUUGGCCUUUCGAAACUAUGAGUUUGGUAAAGUUUUCGGUACCGUUGAGAUAAAACUGUCAGGCGUUACCGACGGCCAUCGCAUCUCAAGUGCCAUAAAUGGUUGUGAAAUCAUGGCUAUUAGAAGUUGUAUGGAAGUAGAAUCCGAGUUCUUGGGUCUCUUUGAAAAUCUUUUUAAGAAACAAGUCAUUCCCGUAGGCUUACUCCCUCCACCUCCGUCACCGGAAGAUGAGAAUCAUGAAGCGUGGGGGAGGAUGAAAGAGUGGCUUGACAGACAAGAGCAAGCAUCAGUGGUUUAUAUAGCACUGGGAACUGAAGCAGCAUUUAGUCGAGAAGAAAUAACCGAGUUAGCUCUUGGUUUAGAGUUGUCAAAGCUACGAUUCUUUUGGGUACUAAGGGACCCUCCAAGUACGUUGCCGGAAGGGUUUGAAGAGAGAACAAGAGGAAAUGGAUUCAUGUGCUUCAGUUGGGCACCUCAAAUGAGGAUAUUAGGACACCCAUCAGUUGGAGGUUCGUUGAAUCACUGUGGUUGGAGUUCAGUAAUUGAAGCACUUGGGGUUGGUUGUCCUUUGAUUUUGUUGCCAAUGGCAUGUGAUCAGCCACUAGUUGCAAGAUUUUUGGCAUGGAAAGAGAUGGGAUUAGAGGUAGAGAGAAAGGAAGAAGAUGGGUCUUUUACCAGAGAGUCAAUUGCAAAGGCGUUGAGGAGAGUAAUGGCAGAUGAAGACGGGGAAAAAUACAGAGUCAGAGCUAGAGAACUGAAACAAGUGUUUGGAAAUAAGUUACUAAAUGAUGGAUAUGUGGAGAGAUUUUCGCACUAUCUCAAGGAAAAUAAACGUCAGCAAACUAGCUAAUGGAAAAAGGUUGAUUGUUUCUUCCCUAGAAAUAUCAGUGGUGACUGUUGUGGUCCUUGUGUUUAGGUGGCCUUGGGCCAAUGUGAGUGGUUGUAGCCUUUUUCUUCUGUGAAAUAAAUAAAAAGUGAUAGGUCAUGCGACAUGUACUAGUUUGUUCUUUUGGUUGUUCCGUAAAUUUUCUGUUUGUAUAAC
Papaver somniferum (opium poppy) is the source of this 2305-nucleotide messenger RNA. Its product is annotated as putative UDP-rhamnose:rhamnosyltransferase 1. The record is from RefSeq and is a predicted model, not a curated record. NCBI's taxonomy places the organism in Eukaryota, Viridiplantae, Streptophyta, Magnoliopsida, Ranunculales, Papaveraceae. Gene Ontology annotation, molecular function: UDP-glycosyltransferase activity. The transcript has 2 exons. Bases 707 to 2113 code for a protein of 468 amino acids.